Molecule: messenger RNA, 1140 nt
Organism: Enterobius vermicularis (human pinworm)
Lineage: Eukaryota; Metazoa; Nematoda; Chromadorea; Rhabditida; Oxyuridae
Source: the annotation of a GenBank genome assembly
AUGGAAGAAGACAGGUUGGGGAUGAACGUUAGCGGUGAUGUUGCUGAGUUGGAAAAGGAUGAUAAAGGUCUAAUUGGAAUAUCAAUUGGCGGUGGAGCACCUUACUCUCCAUGUCUUUAUGUUGUACAGAUAUUUGACAACUCACCAGCAGCAAAGGAUGGGCGAAUUAAGGCUGGAGACGAAAUAUUUAGUGUUAAUGGAAUUCCAGUGAAAGGAGAGAAGAAGACUGCAGUUGCAGCAAUGAUAAAAAAGGCUGGUAAAGAAGGUUACACAUUGGAUAUAUCAUUGAAGAAGAUGAAGCAUCGGGUAGUAGAGUCGAUGAAUGCAGACACAGCGGAUGCAUUGGGUUUAUCUCGGGCGAUACUUUGCAAUGAUCCACUGGUCAAGAAACUUAACCGGCUGCAGCACAGUACCACUGUUUACAAAAAACUGAUUGAGCAUAUGACAGCUCUAAUCAACUCACUGUACCAUGUUGCCCGCUCUCAGAAAGAAUUUGGGGAUUUAUUUUGUGAGAUUGCAACUCGAGAAAGCUUUUCAUCAGCUAACAAAACUUUUGGGAUUUUUGGUGAAGCUCAUCGUUCAAUUGAGAAGCAAACUGUCAAAUCUUUGCAUGCGAUUAUUCGAGACUUAAAUAUAUUUGUUGAGAAAGCUAUACCAGACACAAGAUUGACUUUAAAAAAAUAUUUGGAUGUCAAGUUUGAGUAUCUAUCAUUUUGUCUAAAACUGAAAGAAAUGGAUGACGAAGAAAUUCAAUCGUCUUCAAUCGGCGAACCACUCUACAGGGUGGAAACUGGAAAUUAUGAAUACAGGUUGAUGUUGAGGUGCCGACAGGAAAGUCGAAUGAAGUUUAUUAAAUGGAGGAAUGACGUUAUGAUAAAGCUGGAGCUACUGGACCAGAAACACGUUCAAGACAUUGGGUCUCAAUUGUCAACCUUCGUUCGUCUUAUGUUAACGACCUAUGACAAUUGCCGUACUAUAAUUGAACCUACUAAAGGACUCUUUCCUAUUGAAGUUGAUCUCUAUGACGAAGAAGAGAAUAAUCAAGUUAGCAGUGGACCGUCGGAAGUUCAAAACGACAACUUUGCCGACGAGUCGGUAGUGGCUGAUGGUCGUGAGGAGAAUUUGUUGGAUCUAGCUUAA